CAGCACUUCCGCGAUUUGUCGACACUGAAACAUAAAGCUCAUCAUCAGGUCCUCCGCUCCUCUUUAGGUUCAAACAGAACCAGAAUAUUGGAUUAAAUAAAAACCGACCUGGWGGAGAAGAUGGUUUGGACCCUGGUCCUGCUGAGUGCAGUGUGGUCUGGUGUGGCUGCCAUCACUGUGACCAUCCCUCAGGCUCAGUACGAGUAUGCCAGAGGAGACAACAUCACURUGCCCUGCACCUUUAAAAGCAGCAUAGCCACCCCUUCACAGGUCAUCAUCACCUGGAUCGCUCUGGCUCAGGUUGAAGGUGCUUUAGAUGACGACGUCCUCACCUACUACAGUUCCACUACAGAAAGUGAUGUCUCACCAAACUAUGACGGCAGAGCAUUUCUGGAUUUGGAUAUGGCUACUGGAAAAGCUAACCUGAAGCUGAACUCAAUCUCUCUAAAUGACAACAGAGAGUUUGAGUGUAAAGUCAUGAUUCCGAAAGAUUCAAAGGGCCAGCCAGCUGCCAAGACACGACUGGUUGUUCUAGUGGCUCCCUCUACACCCAUCUGUAAGAUCCAGGGUAAAGCGGAGUACGGUCAGAACAUCAACCUCACCUGUGCUUCUGCGGAAGGUUCACCUGCUCCAACCUACUCCUGGGCAGGUUAUGAUGUGAAUAACAGGCCUCGUGCUCCAGACCCUAAAACCACCGACAAGGCAGGAAUCCUGUCUCUAUUUAACAUCACCAAAGACACAUCAGGAUUCUACAUCUGCACAUCUGCAAACAAGAUUCGUUCUGCUACCUGCAACUACACCCUCUCAGUCCUGCCACCAUCCAUGAACAUGGCUUCCACUGGAGCGAUUAUCGGGGGAGUGGUUGCUGCUUUGAUCGUACUUGUUAUAAUCAUCUAUUGCUGUUGCUGCAAAAAGAAGAAGGGAGCAGAGGAAGAAUACGCAAUGGGAGUUCAUGAAGACCAAUAUCACGACAAAGAGCCGGUUAAUGGUGACAGUCGUCGUGCCGAUGGGCAGGAGAGCGCUAUUCGAGUUGAUGAGCAGAAAACUGAGCGUGGCACAGAACGCCCCAAGGACUACAAUGACCGCCGCAGUGACUACGAUGAUCGUCGUAGCGAUUACGAUGACAGACGCAGUGACUACGACGACCGCCGCAGCGAUUACGACCGCCGUAAGGACUACGAUGACCGCCGCAGUGAUUACGAUGACCGCCGUAGUGACUACACUGACCGCCGCAAGGAUUACGAUGACCGCCGCAGCGACUACGACGACCGCCGCAGCGACUACGACGACCGCCGCAGCGAUUACAACGACCGCCGCAGCGACUACGAUGACCGCCGGAACAAAUAUGGUGACCGCCGUGAGCGCUACGAUGAAGACCGCCGCAAUGAUGAUGAUCGCAGAGACCCUCGCAGCGACAGGCCGUGACCAUAGAUGAGUCAUCAAGGAGGGACUCAGACUGAGACCACCCACGUAAUGUACGUUAUUGCCUAAAUCCUUUUGAUUUUACCCUUAAUUGAUGCCACUUUUUACUGUUGAUCAAGAAAAGGUUCAACUUCCUCUAGACGGGUUCUUACUGUUGACUCAUUGAUCCAUUAAUUAGCUCAAAACAACUAGAACCCUGUUGAAGCUAAAGGAAAACACUUCCUUAUGAAAAAAAUGUUAGUUUUGAUUAGAAAGUUUGCCAAAUCAUACAUCGAAGUGGGAGGAGGAUGAUACAAAUGCUGGAGGAAGUAAAAAAAACURGAAACGCCAAAGUAAAAUUUUAUUCUUAUAUUCAAGUCUGAUAUAAUACAGACCAUAGAAGAUCUGUGGGGCGCAACGUGUAAAGUGAAAUGAAAAUAUUUUCAUUAUUUAGGUUACUUUUUGAGUGUUAAAGAUUUUCCACUAAAAUUGUAAUA
Austrofundulus limnaeus is the source of this 1898-nucleotide messenger RNA. RefSeq names its product glycoprotein A33 (transmembrane), paralog a (gene gpa33a). The coding region runs from base 121 to 1425 and encodes 434 amino acids. Lineage: Eukaryota; Metazoa; Chordata; Actinopteri; Cyprinodontiformes; Rivulidae. Gene Ontology annotation, cellular component: plasma membrane. The record is from RefSeq and is a predicted model, not a curated record. The transcript has 7 exons.